CGAUAAACUGUUGUACUACGUGAUUUUAAACAUGCACGACAUGGACUUUGUAACGAAAGCAAAUCAAAGCUGUUAAGAGAAACUAUACGAGUCGGGUCAAAAGAUUGACGUAUACCCAAGGACCAGGGUACUUAAUUCUUGUUUUAAUACGAACACUUUCAAACCGAAGGCCCUCACAUUAGAAUUCUCAUUUGACGGGCGAACGUCUUCCAUUCAAGACAAAUUUUCUGAUCCCUAUUUUCCCAGUAACCAGGGAUUUUUCGUUUAUUCUGUUGUUUUGUGUUUCAAAUUUUUCAAAGAUGCGCUCACUUAUCGCGUUGAUUCUCUGUUUGUUUCUGGUAUUCAAUGCCGACACGUCACCCAUCCACGAAUACUUUGAACGGCCUUCUGUGGAGCCAGCCGACAGGUCUCUACACAUUUUCCGCCAGUUUGAGAAGAAUUUGCUGGGUCACAAACGCUUCCUUGCCGCACCAAACGACGUCAUCACUGAGGACAAUGUGAUUGAAUAUGAAGAAAUUAAUAAGGCAGCGAUAGCCCAAAUUUCCAGCGUCUUGUGCGAGGCUGGCAAAACCUCCGGGUGGUUGCAGUGCAACGAUUCCACCGGGGAAACCGACCGAUCUGAAGCGGAGAAGAUUUGCCAAGCUCACGGUCAAACACUUUGGACGUACGCCCCAAGGGCAUCGUACCAAUCGUACGGAUUCUGGAUUUGUGCUAAAAAUCGUACCAGAGUUGGGCGUAAACCUUAUUAGUCAUAAUCACGAUUUGGAUUGGGGUGGUGGGGGGUCUGUCAUCAAAACAAUUUGCGCGAAUUUUUUUUUCAAAAUUGGAUUCCAGAAUAACCGGUUUUUGUAGAAAGAGAUCUUGAAUAAACAACUAUAAUCACUUCCAGUGAUAUUUUCCAAACA
Daphnia pulicaria is the source of this 905-nucleotide messenger RNA. RefSeq lists its product as uncharacterized. The transcript is spliced from 3 exons. NCBI's taxonomy places the organism in Eukaryota, Metazoa, Arthropoda, Branchiopoda, Diplostraca, Daphniidae. The record is from RefSeq and is a predicted model, not a curated record. Bases 300 to 749 code for a protein of 149 amino acids.